Lolium rigidum is the source of this 1086-nucleotide messenger RNA. RefSeq names its product geranylgeranyl pyrophosphate synthase 7, chloroplastic-like. Gene Ontology annotation, molecular function: prenyltransferase activity. Lineage: Eukaryota; Viridiplantae; Streptophyta; Magnoliopsida; Poales; Poaceae. The transcript has a single exon. The coding region runs from base 1 to 1086 and encodes 361 amino acids. The record is from RefSeq and is a predicted model, not a curated record. Gene Ontology annotation, biological process: isoprenoid biosynthetic process.
AUGGCCAAGGUCGUGCCCUUUCUCGUCCACCAUGUCACCCCGUCGCCUAGUCUCAAGCUCCAUUUUUCUCCAAGAAACGCUUCCCUCCAAUUCCAUGCUAGGCAUUCCACCACCAGCGUACGGUGCGCUGUGCCGACUCCGACCAGCAACACCCCCAUCACCAACCCCACCGGGUCCGGGUCACAGGGUGAGGAUCUUUUCAGCUUCGACAGGUACAUGGCGUCCAAGGCCGUGACCGUGAACGACGCGCUCGACCGCGCUCUGCCGCUCGUGCAGCCCGAGGGCCUCAGCGAGUCCAUGCGCUACUCGCUCCUCGCGGGCGGCAAGCGCGUGCGCCCCAUGCUCGCAAUCGCCGCUUGCGAGAUGGUGGGCGGCGACGAGGCUGCCGCCACGCCAGUGGCCUGCGCCGUCGAGAUGGUCCACACCAUGUCGCUCAUCCACGACGACCUCCCGUGCAUGGACGACGACGACCUCCGGCGCGGAUGCCCCACGAACCACGUCGCCUUCGGAGUAAGCACCGCGCUCCUCGCGGGAGACGCGCUCCUGUCCCUCUCGUUCGAGCACAUCGCCCGGGGCUGCGUGGAGCACGGCGUGCCGGCCGACCGCGCGCUCCGCGCCGUGGCGGAGCUCGCCAACGCCGUGGGCACGGGUGGGCUCGCGGCGGGGGAGGUGGUGGACCUGGCCAGCGAGGGCGCGGACGUCGGCCUGGCCACGCUGGAGUACAUCCACAUACACAAGACGGCGCGGCUCCUGGAAGCCGCGGCGGUGUGCGGAGCCAUCGUCGGCGGAGCCGGCGAAGAAGAUGUCGAGAGCAUCCGGCGGUACGCGCGUUACGUCGGGCUGCUGUUCCAGGUGGUCGACGACGUGCUGGACGUGACGCAAACGUCCGAGCAGCUGGGGAAGACGGCCGGGAAGGACCUGGCGACCGACAAGGCGACGUACCCGAAGCUGAUGGGCGUGGACGGGGCGCGCGCAUACGCCGCCGAGCUUGUGGCGAGCGCCGAGGCAGAGCUAGACCGGUUCGACCAUGCCCGCACCCAGCCGCUGCGCCACCUCGCGCGAUUUAUUGCCUACAGGCAGAACUGA